AUGAAAGGAAAAGGUUGGACACCUGAAGAUAAAACAGGCGUUUAUCCCUUUAAUCCUAACAACGAAUUUGUUAUGGAAUGGAUUGCUGAAGCUGACAAUACAAUAAGAAUAAUUGUCGAUGGCAAACUCUAUAAAACAUUUUCACGUGAAGAUUUGAGUGGAGUUGUCCAACUUGACUUUUCUUAUGCUAUCAGAAUUAGCUCUAUUAGAUUGUGCAGAGCUGAUGAAAUCACCACAACAACAGCAAUAACUCCAACUACACCUCCUCCCAAUGUUCCUUGUCCUUAUUUUUCACUUAAAUUGGAUUUGGUAAUACCAAUAGCAAUCAACUUAGAAAACGGAUUUAAACCAGGAAAACAUAUUACAAUUAUUGGAACACCAACUGAUUCUUUUCCCGACUUUGUUGUUGGCCUAGGAGAGCCUGGCAUUAUGAGAGAGACUGCUAAUGUUCUUUUCAGUUUCAGCCCCCAAUUAAAUUCUAAAUCAGUAAAAAAUAGCUUUAUAAUAGAAAAACAAAUAAAAAAUUUUUUAAAGGUUACAGUCAACACUAUGUUAAUAGGGGUUGGAUGGGAAACGGAACUGACUUAUGGACAUUCACCGUUUAAAGUUGGCGAGCCAUUUGUUUUAGAAAUCAAGGCUGGGCUGAACAAUCAAAUUGAAGUUUUUGUGAAUUUCGUGGCAUAUCUCAGAUUUACACGUCAUGAUUUAAGCAAAGUGAGCCAGAUACAGAUUAUUAGAGCAGUCAGAGUGUGCUCUAUUGUUACUUGCAAUUAA
Meloidogyne enterolobii is the source of this 774-nucleotide messenger RNA. Lineage: Eukaryota; Metazoa; Nematoda; Chromadorea; Rhabditida; Meloidogynidae. The record is from the annotation of a GenBank genome assembly.